Molecule: messenger RNA, 2550 nt
Organism: Apodemus sylvaticus (European woodmouse)
Lineage: Eukaryota; Metazoa; Chordata; Mammalia; Rodentia; Muridae
Product: 24-hydroxycholesterol 7-alpha-hydroxylase
Exons: 12
Coding region: 317-1729 (470 amino acids)
Biological process (GO): cholesterol homeostasis; bile acid biosynthetic process
Molecular function (GO): oxidoreductase activity, acting on paired donors, with incorporation or reduction of molecular oxygen; steroid hydroxylase activity; iron ion binding
Source: RefSeq, a predicted model, not a curated record
UUGAGUUCCACCACCACAGGGUGUGUUCUUGCCGACAGGUCCUAACCCAGGCCAUCACAGUUCAACUCAAUGCAAAAAUCACCCCAAAACUGGGGCGGGGCAAAGGAACACAAAGUUUCUUGGCUCAAAGUUUACAAGACCGGGAAGGCAGCCACAAGGCAAAAAUCACCCCAAAACUGGGGCGGGGCAAAGGAGCUACAGUUAUGCAAAGUUUCUCGGCUCAAAGUUUACAAGACCUGGAGUGUUCCUCAGUCAGCAGGGGAGUAGGAAAUGUCCCUGGAGUAGGACAUUUUCAAACAUCUGUUUACUCUGGAAGAUGGGCAUCAUGGAAUUAUUCACACCAAUAGCAAUCGCUGUCCUGGGAAGCUGCGUUCUUUUCUUAUUCUCCCAGUGGAAGAAUUUGCGUGGACCCCCAUGCAUCCAGGGCUGGAUUCCCUGGAUCGGAGCUGGAUUUGAGUUUGGGAAAGCCCCUCUUGAAUUUAUAGAAAAAGCAAGAAUUAAGUAUGGACCGGUAUUUACCAUCUUUGCUAUGGGAAACCGAAUGACCUUUGUUACUGAAGAAGAAGGAAUCAAUGUGCUUCUAAAAUCUAAACAUGUGGACUUCGAAUUAGCAGUACAAAACACUCUCUAUCACACAGCAUGUAUUCCAAAGAAUAUCUUCUUUGCACUGAAUGAAAAGCUGUAUGUCUUGUUGAAAGGGAAGAUGGGAACUUUCAACAUACAUCACUUUACUGGACCACUGACUGAAGAAUUUCAUCAUCAACUGGAAGGUUUAGGCGCUUAUGGAACAAUGGACCUGAAUGACUUUAUAAGGCAUCUACUUUAUCCAGCCACGCUCAAUACUCUCUUUAUGAAAGGGUUGUUUCUUGCAGACAAGAGGAACGCCAAGGAAUUCUACCAGCAUUUUAAAACCUAUGAUGAGGGCUUUGAGUAUGGCUCCCAGCUGCCGGGAUGGCUUCUGAGAGACUGGUCAAAAUCCAAAAGAUGGCUCCUGGAGCUGUUUGAGAAAAAUAUUAAAGACAUAAAAGCUCAUGGAUCUUCAGGUCGUUCUGAAACCGUCUUGCAGGCCUUGUUGGAAACGGUGGAGACGGAAGCACAUCAAUACAGUUCAAAUUGUAGUCUGCUCAUGCUUUGGGCUGCUCUGGCCAAUGCUACUCCUAUUGCGUUCUGGACACUUGGAUAUAUCCUGUCUCAUCCCGAUCUCCACAGGACCAUUUUAGAAAGCAUAUCUUCUGUGUUUGGCACUGCAGGUAAAGACAAGAUUGAAGUGUCUGAAGAUGACCUGAAAAAGCUCCUUCUAAUUAAGUGGUGUAUUCUGGAAUCCAUCCGCUUGAGAGCCCCUGGUAUCAUUACUAGAAAGGUAGUGCAGCCAGUUAAAAUUCUGAAUUACACAGUUCCUUCUGGGGAUCUGCUGAUGUUGUCUCCAUUCUGGCUACACAGAAAUCCAAAGUAUUUUCCUGAACCUGAGUCAUUCAAACCUGAACGCUGGAAAGAGGCAAAUUUAGAUAAGUACAUUUUCUUGGACUACUUCAUGGCGUUUGGAGGUGGGAAGUUCCAAUGUCCUGGAAGGUGGUUUGCUCUCUUAGAGAUUCAGCUAUGUAUUAUCUUAGUGCUUUAUAAGUAUGAGUGCAGUCUUCUGGACCCAUUACCAAAGCAGAGUUCUCUUCAUUUGGUGGGUGUGCCCCAGCCAGCAGGGAAAUGCCGAAUUGAAUAUAAGAAACGAGCUUGACCUUCUUUGGAACUCAAGAGAUUCAGAACCUUCUGGAGGAGUGAAGUUGCCCACCCACCUACUGUCCUCCCUGCACCUCAACCUGAAGACAUCCUAAUGGCUCAUGCAUUUCAAAUCGGAGGACCAUGCACCAAAUUUCACUGUCAGGAUCAUAGAAAUAAUUCAAGGUUUAUAGAAAGGGUUCAGGGGAUUUUUAAAAAUUUGAUAAAACAUUGGAAUUUGGCUUCAUAUAUAGCCAUAUCAAAACUUCAAGUAGAAAUGUCACUUUAAUAGGACUAUUGGUAUGUUAAAUUCACUGUGAAGGCAACAUACUUAAAAAUUCUCUUUUGCAAAAGAACUACAGUGUGGGACACUGACAAAUUGAAUCAUUUCUAGUUAUUGUAUUUUUAAGUUAUGAUACUUAACUAGACCUUGGAAAUCUUAGGCUAUUGAUGCCAAUCACUGCAGACAUGGCUCGUGCUCAGAAAUGUGAAUAAACAAUGUUUUAUGACACUGGUGGGGACAGAUUCCCAUACUGCAUUCAUUCCUGUACUCUGUUAUGCCCAGGGUAGCAUCUUCCAGUUGGGGAUAGCUAAUCACUGCACAUUGAUCAAGGUAUUGAUUUGUAGUUUAAUUAAGAGGGAAGCACUUUUUUGAAUCAAAGUAUCUUUACUUUUAGUUUGCCAGAGACAAUAUUUUUCUGUGUAAAAAUGCACAGUCUUAUAUCUUGUUAUAUCAUGUCUUUGUGAUAUCCCUGGCAGACCUGCUCCUUUAUUUUUUUUUUAUUUUUUUAUUGAAUAUAAUCUUCAUUACAUUUCAAAUGGUAAAACUUUUCCCUGUUU